This is a messenger RNA of Penicillium brasilianum, 4178 nucleotides long. The record is from the annotation of a GenBank genome assembly. Lineage: Eukaryota; Fungi; Ascomycota; Eurotiomycetes; Eurotiales; Aspergillaceae.
AGAAUUCUUGUGUCGAGUUGCACAGAUGGGAAUUCCAUAAAAAAAUAAAUUCAGCUUGUGAUCUUAUGGAAAACCCCACUUCUGUAGUCCGGCCUCGACUUUGGUGUGCGAUGUUCGGAACAUACCUUUUCCCUCCCUUUCCCUUUUCUCGUCUCCUUCACACAUGUAUUAUGAUUAUUUCCACUCUUUACGCAAUCCUCCGUAUUAUUUCACCUUUCGGCCCCAACCGAUUCCCCGCACUUGUGGGCGCUAGAGUGAAACUAGCACGAGAGAGGAGUCCAGUCAACAAUCAGCAUCGCUAUCCGCGCUGUCCCUCGGUUAUGUUCCUUUGGGCUUCAAAGUUCGUCCAGACCAAAAUACAGGAGGCCCAAGCCACUAUCAACGACUCAAACCGGGAACUGGAUCGAACAGUGGUGCCUUCUUUUGUUCCUCCCAAUCCUUCCGGGUGGCGGGCCAAUGAUCUUUCGGUUCAUCUUCGGCUAGACCUGAGCCAGGGGCGGGAAUAUCCUGCGGCUGCCUUUGGCUGUGAGGCCCACAGACCAGCCCCAUACGGGCAAGCGUCGUUCGAGGGCGCUGAACGAGUCAGCCCAAUCGUCAUGUUGGCUGGUCUCUGAGUGGUCAUUGCUGGUGCAAGUCGCCGGAUCAGCCGGCAUCUCGUGGUUUGGCCGAGAGUACGACGUGUACGAUGAGACUACGACGUUCACCAGACCCAACAAGGCACCACCCUAGUUGCAUCUCAUCUCCGCCUCUCGGGUCGGGGUAAAGGGGGGCCAGGCACUCUCAAGGCUACCGGUCUGAACACCCCAGAUUUGUCUUCCCCGACCUUUCCGUUGCAUUUCUCACCGGGCAUCUGGAACUGGCAUGGUGCUGCAAAAGAUGGUCGAUUCUCCAGACUUCAACUCUUGAGCACCCCACGGGACCGACAGUGGUCAAGCCGCGCGUCCCCGCGCAAACAGUCGGCUCCCCGAGUGGCUUGGCGUCAGACCGAACAUUCACCCGCUUACUACUCACCUCCGUAGAUGCCGAAACUCUCUCGCCCGGCUCUGCGCCGAUACGGUGGUUGUAUGGUAGAACGGCUAAGACUAUAGGCCGGAAAUCCCUCCUUCCAUGGCACGCUGUGGGUCUCAUUGCGGGAGCGCCACGCCUCGUGGCUGGCGGGCGUUCCAGAAUGCUACCCUCUCUGUACUCUUGUCCCGAAGCAUUGGACGAGUCAGAGAACUCUACGACUGCUCAAACCUGAAUAAUGGCCUGCAUUCAGGAUCUCCUCUGACCUUUUCGAUCUAGGGCAUUCCCAAUGAGGCGGGUAUUCUCCAGUCUCCGCUAUACUCAUUUUGUCCUCCGCUCUGGUCGCCGCCAUUGACUAAAAUGAACCCACCUGGGUCGUCAGACUUUUUUUUUCUGUCCGUCACAAGGACAGUGAGGCCAUGGCACGACUCAUUUCCUUUUUCCUCAUCAGGCUAUUUUCAGUAUCGAUGUCUCUAAACACACAUCGUUUCGAUCCGAUCAGCGCGAUCUAAUCUGUCGUUCAUGGACGGGUACAGAUGUGUACCCCGAUCCCACGCAUAAUCUGGCAUCGGCCUAAUAUCGGCGAAGCGGGGAAAAUGGGGAUUCUAGGGUCUCACAGCCCGCACCCUGUCUGACAGCACCGGGCAUCAUUCUCGAAGCCAGAAGAGUCCCUCGAAUAAUGAGGGGUCAUGGGGCAAGAGCAAGGAUUCCGUGGACAGGCGCAGAACCAAUAUACCAAUGAACAAGCCAAUGGCGGCGCUUCUUGGACCCAAGGAUGGUUCCCAAAAAUUCGCGGCGCCCAUGCGCCAAAUUUACGCCGACGCCUUGGAUAAGUGCUUCUUUCGUGGCCACCAAAGCUUGGUGGCGCCCACUAGCGUCUGCGAACUUUGAUAUAUUUUCUGUUUCGCCUACAUUACCCGGCUUCAACCUUUGCCGAGCUGAUGUUCCCUCCCCGAGUCUAGCCAACAACAUCCUAGCUUGUGGUUAGUCUGGACUGGCGCCGACAAUCCUGUUGACUCAUGGUUCCCCUCCAAGGGCAUCCUUCAGCGAUGUAAUUGGAUGCCAUGCAUGUGCAUGCCGCGGAAGAGACUCCCUGAUCUGGGGCAUGCCUCUGUCAGAACGGCGCUAAUCCCCGCGCAGAGGUUUUAGAAAAAGGAGGAGAAAAAAGAGGAGAAAAAGAAAGAGAAAAAAAAAUUGACUGGCACAAGCGGAUAUAGUCCGUACAGCUAUAUAAUCUAGCAGAUCUGCCCAUGUUGCAGAAUUUCCAGGCUUGCUGAUCAUUCCUCUGUUGUCUCUUUCGCCUCGAUUUUACUCUCCUCCAUCAGUAUCUCGCAACGAUGGCGGUUAGUCAGUCUGUAGUUGGCCGCGCCAACGCGGGGAAGGCUCAUGGUAUCGUGGGUAUGCUGCAGAACCCUUAUGUCUCCCUGACUUGUCUGUUCGCUUCCCUGGGUUGUAUCAUGUACGGUUACGAUCAGGGUGUGAUGGGUCCCGUUCUUGUCAUGGAGAACUUCAAGAACCACUUCCCUUACUUCGAUGGGUCGACCAUUCAGGGUUGGCUCGUGGCUGCUUUGGAGCUCGGUGCCUGGGCUGGUGCUCUGAUCAACGGUGUCCUCGCUGACCGAAUCUCCCGAAAGUAUGCCAUGAUGGUUGCCGUCGUCAUCUUCACUCUUGGUACUGGUCUGCAGGCUGGUGCCCAGACUCCUGCCUACUUCUUUGCUGGUCGUAUCAUCGGUGGUGUGGGUAUUGGUAUGUUCAGUAUGGUUAUUCCGCUUUACCAGGCUGAGAUUGCUCCUCCCGAGCUUCGUGGUUCCCUCGUCUCUCUCCAGCAACUGUCCAUCACCGUCGGUACUGCCAUUGCCUUCUGGCUCGACUACGGCAUGCAGUAUGUUGGUGGCACUACUUGCAACCCCGAGGGCAUUGCCAACCCUUACCUUUCCGAUGGAAGCUACAACUCCGCCCAGAACCACGGCCACACUUGCCUCGGCCAAAAGACUAUCGCCUGGCGUCUUCCUUUGGCUCUGCAGAUCAUUCCCGCCUGGAUCCUGUUCUUCGGCAUGUUCUACUUCCCCUUCUCUCCUCGUUGGUUGAUGAUGAAGCACCGCGAGGAGGAAGCCCGUGCUUCGCUUUCCAAGCUCCGCCGUCUCGCACCCCAUGACCCCCUGUUGCAGGCUGAGUUCCUUGAGAUCAAGGCCGCCGUUAUGUUCGACGAGGAGACUGAGCGCGAGCUCGUUGGUUCCGGCGGCGCUCUCGCCCCUUGGAAGGCUUUGUUCGCCCCUAACAUGUUCAAGCGUCUGGUGCUCGGCUGUGGUACCAUGAUUUGCCAGCAGUUCACCGGUAUCAAUGCCGUCCUCUACUACGCUCCUCAGAUCUUCAGCAGUUUCGGUUUCUCGUCCACCAAACAGACACUUCUGGCUACCGGUGUGACUGGUAUCCUGCAGAUUAUCUUCACUCUCCCUGCCGUCGGAUUCCUGGACAAGUUCGGACGUAAGACCUUCCUUAUUGUUGGUGCCAUCGGCAUGUUCUGUUGCCACAUCGUCGUGGCCACUGUCGAGGGUAUCUACAAGCCUAAGUGGGACCUGAACGAGGGUCUUGCCGUGGGUCAAGGCUGGGUUGCCAUUACUUUUAUCUGGCUGUUUGCGGUUAACUUUGCCUACUCUUGGGGUCCCGUCGCAUGGGUGCUGACCCAGGAGAUUUUCCCUAACAGCCAGCGAUCCCGCGGUGUUGCCAUCGUCGCCUCCACCAACUGGAUGUUCAACUUCGUUAUCGGUCUUACUACCAAGGAUAUGUUGGCCUCCAUGAAGUACGGAACCUACAUCUUCUUCGCUAUUUUCAGCGGUCUGGGUGGUCUUUUCAUCUGGAAAUUCGCCCCUGAGACCAAGGACAAGACUUUGGAGGAACUGGACAUGUUCUUCGGCGGUGAGAAGGAGAGCGUUGCCGCGGCGGAUCGCCAGCGUAUGGAACGUAUCUACGAGACCCUCGGCCUGGCUGGCGUCGAGGUCAUUGAGGACCUCAAGGGCGAGAAGGAGAUUGCUUCUGAGCAGGUUGAGGUCGAGGCUGCCCACAAGGCUUAAGCUUGAUAAGUUUUAAUACCAAGAGAUGGAAUGGUGGUGGUAGGUAAUGGGAUACGAUGUUAAUUGUUUACGUCGUGAUGUAAUGAACGAGUUGAGAUAGCC